Messenger RNA from Strongylus vulgaris, 498 nucleotides. NCBI's taxonomy places the organism in Eukaryota, Metazoa, Nematoda, Chromadorea, Rhabditida, Strongylidae. The record is from the annotation of a GenBank genome assembly.
AUGCGUUCCUGUAAGCUGGCCGUCUGUCCUAAAGGCGAACCACCUCUUGGCAAGUGGCUAAUUGGGGAGUGGACCAAGUGCUCAGUUACAUGUGGAGGUGGAUGGCGACGUCGCACGGUUACAUGUGACGGCAUCAUAUGCGACGACACCACGAAGCCGCGCAUGUUCGAUGAGUGUAACGCAGUAGCUUGUCCACCAAAAAGUAAUAAUACUUGGCAGAUAUCUCCUUGGACUCAUUGCUCGGUUACUUGCGGUGGUGGAGUACAACGACGUCGUGUGUGGUGUGAAGACGCGGCUACAGCUCAGUCUCAAGACGAAAGUGAAUGUCGAGAUGUUAAGCCGAAGAUAGUGCGAGACUGCGAGUUACCGCCCUGCCCGGCUUCGCAGCGGGACUCUCCAGCUAUCUGGCAAGCUGCACCCUGGAGUCCGGUACGUCGCAGAUACAAAAAACGUCCUCACAUUCACCGUAGGUUCUUGCGUUACAGUGAAGCACAUUAG